Messenger RNA from Sphaeramia orbicularis (orbiculate cardinalfish), 3998 nucleotides. RefSeq lists its product as uncharacterized. Bases 538 to 2214 code for a protein of 558 amino acids. The record is from RefSeq and is a predicted model, not a curated record. The transcript is spliced from 8 exons. NCBI's taxonomy places the organism in Eukaryota, Metazoa, Chordata, Actinopteri, Kurtiformes, Apogonidae.
AGGAGGCAGAGCAGAGUGAAGAGCAGCAGGACUCCGAUCCGGAUCACAGAGUUUGAGCCAGGACCUGCACCCUGAACCCUGAACCAGGAUGGAGGUCCACGUCUGAACCUGAGGGCGUCCACCACAGGAAGCCUGAAUGAAAACACCAGAACACCAGUGGAUUUAUCCUCCGAGAAGAACCAGGACUGAAGGAGGAGACAAGAGGAGGAUGAUGAUGAAGAUGGAGAAGAGAAGAUAAAGGAUGGACAUGAAGACAAAACAGGAAAGUUUAUGUGAGUGAGCAAAAGAAGAACCUGAGGAAUAAGUCUGUUUUCUCUGUUUUUCCUGAGUGUGUUUUGGAAUAUCUGACACUGAUUGAAUCCAGAGAAAGGAGUUAAAGGAGUAAAAGGAGGAGCGUUUAACAGGAAUUAUCAAAAAGGUGAAAAAAAUGAACCAAACCAGGAGUGAAGAUCAGAAAAACCAAGCGAUCGCAUCAAAAACAGAAGGAGAUACUAACCCAUCCAAGCCCCACUCCAGCGCUGAACAUCCGUCGUGGUCAUGAGGCUCCUGGUUCUCCUCGCCGCCCCCCUGUCCAUCCUCCUCCUCCCGGCGGGCGGCGUGGCCCCGGGUCGGCUGGAGCGCUGGGUCCGGUCCGGGCUCCAGUCUCUGCAGUGGGACCAGUUGGACCGGUGCCUCCGCAUGUCCUCGCUGUCCGAGGCUGAGUGCCGGCGCCUGGCCCACCUACCGCUGUCCGCCGUCGCCGUCUACGUGUCAGAGCCACGAAACGCCGCAGGACCCUCAGAUAAAGUUCUGGCCAUCCUGCCCGACUCCACCGGGGCGGCGCCAGGCUCCGCCUCCCGAGGAGGCUACGAUGUCAACCCCAUCCUGAACGCAGGGGGCGGGCCUCACCGGCACCGGCAGCAGCCCCUCCCCGGGUCGACAGCCCACGAUGCCGUGCUGGUCCUGGACCCAAGCCCCGGGGAGAACUUCGGACACCCGGUGGUCCUGUUCUACGUGGACGUCAACGUGACCAAGAAGAGGUGUUCCCACCUGGACGGCAUCUACCUGGGUGACGAGUGUUUGACCCUGGCGUUGAAGGGUCGCUGUCAGAACCAGCUGAAGCGCCGGCAGACCGGACCAGACAGACUUCUGGGUAACGGGCACAGGCUGGCAGGCGCAGCGCUGCGGGGCGGUACCAUUACUGGUACUAGUCGUAUGGUGGAGCGGGCCAUCGGUGGGCUCUGUGAGGUCCACUUCCUCCCCCUAGUGGUGGGUGUUGGAGAUAACAACCGCACCCAGAGACUCAGAUGUGUGGACCAUCCGGAGUUUGCUCGAUGUCCUCAGCCGUUGCCUCUGGUGUCUCCCAGUCUGCCGGUGUCCAGCUGCGAACUCAAUAAAAACACCCGGCGAUGCCACCAGCAGCCCCUCGCCACCCACCUGUCCUGUCGCCUCUACCAGACAUGUGACCACGCCGUCCUCAUCUCAGGUGGUUGGCAGCAGCAGAUGACGUUCCAGCAUCACAUCCAGAACCUGCAGAAGUUCUACAGGAUGCUCCGGAACAACGGCUUCCACAAAGACCACAUCAAGACCUUCUUCGCCAGCAGUGGACAACUUCCUGAUGACGUGGAGGGCGUGUACUCAGCCACGGAGAAGGUGGUGAUCCGUAAUCAUGUGUCGUACAUCUGCAGGAAACAGCACUGCGCCGACACACUGGUCCUCUACCUGAACUCGCCAACUCGCAAUGACGGCACCAUGCUGCUAUGGGACGCCAACCUCAACGGCAUCGCCGAUCUGAAGGAGCGAUACUCCGUCAAUGAGCUCCUGGCCGACCUGGCUGGAUGCAAGGCGACCCGGGUUCUGCUGUUCGUGGACCAGAGCUACAGUGGCGUUCUGUCCAAGAGGCUGCGAGGAUCCCUGAAGCACCUCAAUGUGGUUCUGAUCCAGAGCCAGACCAGACAGACCCACAACCACCAGAACCAGAGGGUGAACCUGGGCCGGGACGACGGCAGCUGGUCCUACAUCGGGCCCUCCACCUGCCUGUUGGACCACCUCGGAAAGACCGCCGGGACACCCCACCUCCCAGAGCCGUGGACCGGCCUCCUCAACGUGACGCUGUCUGGCGCCCCCUGCAAUGCCACGCCCCCUCUGACAGAUGGCGAGAUGCGACGUGAGUACCAGGGCUGCCAAAACCUCCCAACUGCGCUGUGGCACCAGAAACACAGGAGGACCAACUGAGACCGGGACCGGGACCAGACCCGCGGGACGCAUGGACGCAUGUUCACGUUAACGCGGCGUUAGCUUAGCAUGCGGUGUGUUUGGUGGACAGCGGUGUGUGUCUACAGUAUGUUUUGUGUCCUAACUCUGAACUCGGCGUUGCCACGGCGACGGCUGCUCAUCCCGGGGGGAGUGUCCUGACCACUAUUGCGAACAGGCGCGUGCGUGUGCAUGUGUGAGUUCAGCGAGAGGACAUCAGUGCUAGCUUCCACUCGGGUCAGUGUGUUCGUUGAGUGUGAACACCACAUCAUCUCUUGGGCACUUUAACAUUUCAGAACCAAUCAGCUGUUUCUAUUUCUGUCGUUACUCCAGCCUAUCUUCAUCCUUUACCUUGUUUCUUCCUUCAUCCUGUCCUCUGCUUCACCUUUUGUCGGCUACUUCCUCCCAUCGACUAUAAACUCUCCUUCAUUCCUUCAUCUUUCUCUUCUUUCUCUGUCCAUCAUUUUACUUUUUCAUCACUAAGCCAACGAAAAUUAGGAAAACACUGGAAGGGAAAUGCAAGAUUUUAACAGAAUAUUUGACAAAAACCUCAAUUAAAAGGUUAAGACAUCGAUUAUUAAAAGACUUUUGGAUAAAUUCUGACAGCUCAAACCCCUUUCGAGGACAAAAUGUCUCCACGACCUGAUAUUCACAUUAUUUCUAGUGAUUUAAUGUAAUAAGCUGAUCGACAUUUUCAUGAGUGUGAAAUGUCACCAUAACCUAAAAAAUACAAAAACAAGUACUAUGGUGUUUCACAGCCACUUAAGGUAAAGUAAAAACAUUUGUUUGGAGGAUUCUGUUGGGUUUCUAAAUUGGUUUAAGAGUCUGGUUUGGACCAGCUUUAAAUGUAAAGUAUCAUGAGAUAACAUUUGUUAUGAUCUGAUGCUAUAUAAAUAAAUCUGAUUUGUCAGGCAGGAGGAGCGGGGUAACAGAAAAAAUCUUUGAAAUAAAGUACGGAGGAAAAAAUUUUGAUAUUCUCUGUUGAUUUACGACGAUUUAAUCACAAAUAUAGUAAGAUUCCAAAGUCAUACAUUUGUGUCUUAUAGAUGGUUUUCACUGACACUUAUUAGGGUUUAAUUCAUAAAUUUACUGCUUUACGCUCAGAGAAUAUUAGACUUUUUUUUAAUCUCCAGAAAUUUUUGAUUUUUAUCAGAAAUGUAUUACUUUGCAUAAAACAAUAUUUUCAUGAUAAAUUUUGUGAGUCUUUCUACGUAAUUUUUCCAUUUUAAUCACAGAAUUUUUUUCUUGUAAUUUUUUUUUAUUCAAUUGUGAAACUUUUUAGCCUUGUCUUUGAAAUUUAUGACUCCAUGCUGUCAGUAAAUAUUGGAUUUAUUCUACAUUUGUCAGGUAUUUGUAUAGUUAUUUUGCAUAGGCAUUUAAAGUUGAAGAGGUAAUUUGUAACUUUAGCCUGGAACAUUUUUAGUUUUUUCUCAUAAAUGUAUGACUUGAUAAUCUCAGAGGAUAUUUUAUUUUUUUUCUCCUAAAUUUGAGAAUUUUUUCUAUUAAAUUUACCAAUGACUUUAUCAUUAUUUUACUUUUCCUCAUAAGUUUGUGAGUAUUUUUUGUAAAUUUCCCACUUUAUUCCGAGAGAACACCCAGUUUUUUUAUGUUUUUGCGUUUACAAUCUCUAAAUUUACCUCUUAAUUCUCAGAGAAAAUGCCUUUAUUGUUCUAGUAUAUCAGGGAUGUCGAACUCAUUUUCUUUCAGCUUCCACAUUCAGGCCAAUUUGAUCUGUAGUGGGUCGGACCAGAAAAAUAAUUGAAUAA